This is a messenger RNA of Momordica charantia (bitter melon), 1551 nucleotides long. The record is from RefSeq and is a predicted model, not a curated record. Lineage: Eukaryota; Viridiplantae; Streptophyta; Magnoliopsida; Cucurbitales; Cucurbitaceae.
UUGGUUGUUUUUUGUUGGGUUAUUUUUUUGUUUUUUUGUUUCUUGAAUUUCUCCAAUAAUCUUUUGAGAUAGUUUUACGGGUCUCUUUGUUCCCCAAUGAUUUUCUCCCACCAUUUUUGUCCAUCUUCCAUUACAAGAGAAUGCCAUCGCCAUUGUGGGUCCAUUAAUUUCUUCCAUUGAUGAGUGAUUUCAACAGAAAUCUAUUGGGAGGGAAAUGGGGUUUCUUGAUUCUUUGCUGGGAAGAGAUUCAAGGAAGUUUAUCAAACGCAAAGACAGCGAUGCAGGAGAAGCAGGCCGAGCGCUCGAAGAAAUUAGAGGCUCGCUCUACAAUGAACUACGAACCUCGGACGGCGCCAAACGCCAACAGCAACGAUAUUGCGGACCUGUUGUGGCAAUGACAUUCAAUUUCAUGGUUGCUGUUGGGAUUAUAAUGGCAAACAAAUUAGUGAUGGGAAGAGUUGGAUUUAACUUCCCAAUAUUUCUCACAUUAAUCCAUUAUACCGUUGCUUGGUUUCUACUAGCAAUUUUCAAGGCACUCUCUUUGCUUCCUGUUUCUCCUCCUACCAAAACCACUCCCUUCUCUUCUAUUUUCUCUUUAGGUGCUGUCAUGGCUUUUGCUUCAGGUCUUGCCAAUACUAGUCUGAAGCAUAACAGGUUUCCCGCUCGGAUUUCUUUUUACCAGAUGGCUAAAAUUGCUGUAACUCCCACCAUUGUUUUUUCAGAGUUCGUACUCUUCAAGAAAACCAUUUCUUUUAAAAAGGUUUUGGCUUUGUUUGUCGUCUCCGUGGGCGUGGCAGUAGCAACCGUAACGGAUUUAGAGUUCAACCUAUUCGGUGCUUUGAUUGCGAUUGCUUGGAUAGUCCCAAGUGCCAUAAACAAAAUCCUAUGGUCCAAUCUGCAACAGAAGGCGAGUUGGACCGCCUUAGCGUUGAUGUGGAAAACUACUCCAAUUACAAUAUUUUUCUUACUUGCUCUCAUGCCAUGGCUGGAUCCACCAGGAGUUCUCCUCUUUAACUGGGAUCUCAGCAGUUCAACUGCAAUUUUGAUAUCUGCUCUGCUUGGCUUUCUCUUGCAAUGGUCUGGAGCAUUGGCACUUGGUGCAACCUCUGCAACAUCUCAUGUUGUUCUGGGACAGUUCAAGACCUGUGUGAUUCUUCUGGGAGGCUAUUUUGUUUUCAGCUCUGAUCCCGGGUUCUUGAGCAUUUGUGGCGCGGUCACGGCGCUCGGGGGAAUGUCUGUGUACACAUCUCUUAAUCUGCAGCAGCAACACGACAAGCAGCAACUUCCGAAACACAACGUGCCCCUGCCGAAACCCGAAAACAGCGUUCCAGAAGAUGCUGCAAAGUCAGAAGUACAAAUUCCUGUUGUUGCUGUGUAAAUAUUUUGAAUGAACCACUUGAGGAACAAGCAUGAGUUCUAAAGGGAUUUUUUUUUUUUAAAUUUUUUUUAGUGUGUUUGAUGGUAGAGUGAUCUAUUAUUCUCAAAUCAAUCAACCAAGCAAAUAUAUUUUUCUUAUAACACUCAACAGUUUUACAGAGAUAUAUGCAUAGU